This is a messenger RNA of Thamnophis sirtalis, 3543 nucleotides long. RefSeq names its product coiled-coil domain containing 85A (gene CCDC85A). The record is from RefSeq and is a predicted model, not a curated record. NCBI's taxonomy places the organism in Eukaryota, Metazoa, Chordata, Lepidosauria, Squamata, Natricidae.
CGCACUCGUUCCACUCGCCUUUUGCAAAGUGAGCCCAUGCUGUCCGCGCUGCGGGUGCGGGGCUACCGUAGACCCAAAUGCACGCUCUGGGCAGUUCGGGGCAGCGUCGGUUUCAGCAACAGCUCCCGACGCCGCUGAAACGAGCCGUCGGUCACGGGCUGCAGGGGCGAGGCAAGGCGCCCUGCAGAGGAACAAGUGGAAACGGUAGGAGGCUUUCCUCCCGUGGCGGAGGAUGGCUGCUAGGGAUGAGCCCAGUUGAGAAAAGGCGUGUGUGAGGGAUGCCCCGUUAUUCCUGAGCUGCUACUGCUGAAGAGAGGGAAGGUUUGGUGCGAGGUUUUGUUUUUUUUAUCUGGUUCUGGAGGUGGGGCGCCGGGGGAUGCCUGCACCAUCCCAACUACGCACUUCUCUGCAUCUGCUCUUGGAUCCACCCGCCCCGUUUAUCCCGGAGGUUUGGUGAGGGCACUUUAUCACCCCUCUGCUCCGCCCCGCCCCACCCGUUGCUCUCAGUGUGGUGCUGUGCUCGCCCUGGGUGCGUCAUCCAGACAGUUGUACUUGUACUUUACUCUCUUCUCGCCUUCUUUCCGGGCUCUUGCAAGCCAGAUCGUCCCGGCUGCCCUGCCUUCUCCAAGGGAGAAGGGUGCACCUUGUUAUCCGGGGAAGAUACAACUACAGCGCCCAAUGGAACCUGUUUUGGGACGGGCGCUUCUGCUGCCGGUUCUUCGUGGGGCAAGGAAGCCACCGUUCUCAUUGUAUAUGGCUGGACUCCUGUGAGCCCCCUCCCCCUUUCCAGGAUCUUCUGCAGGCUGACUCGGAUGCCGCCUUUUAUAAGUUCCGAUGUCACUGUCUAUCCUUUGCCCCAGUCCCUUGAGUGUAGGUGUGGCUGCCGCCGUCUCUCCGCUCCUCUGAAGGAAGACCCCCUUGCCCGAAGGUGCCUCUGUGAAACUACAGAAUUCCAAGUUGACUUUCGGUUGAACUAAGGCUGAAGAACUACUGGAUCUCUCCUCCCCUCCCCGCCUUGUCUGCUCCCUGGGAAAAGAUGUCCAGAGGCCAGGAGAGAAAGUGAGUGAAGGGUUUCAUUGACCUCAGAAUGCCCCACUUUACCUUGCCCUGCUCUCCUUUCUUCUGAACAAGAGCUAGCAGAAGAAACUUUUGGAGAAGGAAGAGCUGGCUUUUCUCUUUACACAAAAACUCUUAUUCCUGGAUUCUGAAAGCUGUUUGAAUCCCCUGGCGACUCAGUUGCCUACCUGGCACAGAGGAGCAAUUGCAUUCGUCGAGGAAAGGGGUUAUUUAAGGACCCUCAGGGAUUGAGGGACAGGUCCUGCUUAAAGAAGAGGCUUCAAGGGGACCCUUGCCUCAUUUCACCUGCGGAUGUGCUCAGAGCAAGCUUGAGGAUUUUUCCCUGAGGGAAUUUGGAAGCUUCAUCUUUUUGCUGUGACAUCAGGAAGAAACUUUGUCCACCAAAAUGUCCAAAGUGGUGGCUUCCAGUGGAGCUGGAACCUCGGCAGCAUCAGAGAGUUGUGGGGCAGGGCUGCCCGAAGACCUCUCUAAGGUGUCUGAUGAGGACCUUCUGAAAUGGAGCAAAGAAGAUCUCAUUCGUAGCCUUCGUAAAGCUGAGUCAGAGAAAGUGAGUGCCAUGCUGGAUCACAGCAAUCUCAUCCGGGAGGUCAACCGCCGCCUGCAGCUCCACCUGGGCGAGAUCCGGGGGCUUAAGGAUAUCAACCAGAAAUUGCAAGAAGACAACCAGGAGCUGCGAGAUCUUUGUUGCUUCUUGGAUGAUGACCGGCAGAAAGGCAAAAAAGUAUCCCGCGAAUGGCAGAGGCUUGGGAGGUAUAGCGCUAGCAUGAUGCAUAAAGAGGUUGCCUUAUAUUUGCAAAAGCUGAAGGAACUAGAAGUAAGGCAGGAAGAAGUUGUGAAAGAAAACUUGGAGCUGAAGGAGCUUUGUGUCUUGUUGGAUGAAGAAAAGGGUGGUGUUGCUGGCUGCCGAAAUUCAAUUGAUAGUCAAGCCAGUCUUUGCCAAUUAAAUGCCACAAGUACAUUCAUCAGGGAUGUUGGAGAUGGGAGUAGUACCUCCAGUACUGGGAGCACUGAUAGUCCUGAUCACCAUAAGCACCAUUCAAGCUCAAGUCCUGAGCACCUCCAGAAAACAAGGAGUGAGGGAAGUCCUGAGCAUCAAAAGCACCGGAGUGCUAGCCCUGACCACCUCCACAAACCUCGAAGUUCUGGAAGUCCUGACCACCAGAAGCAUCUGAAAGGACCAAGUCCAGAGCAUCAUAAAACCCUUACCAAAGGUACUUCAGAGCAGCAGAAGCACAGUUGUAGCAGUCCAGAAACACUGCCAAAGCACAUGUUGAGCGGGAGCCCAGAACACUUUCAAAAGCAUAGGCCUGGGAGCAGUCCAGAACAUCAAAAGCACAGCAGCAGUGGAAGCCCCGAACUUCUUCAAAAGCAUGCUCUGAGUGGAAGCUCAGAACACCUCCAAAAAGUGAGGGGCACAAGUCCUGAACAUCUCAAACAGCAUUACGGGGGAAGUCCCGAGCAUCUCAAACAUUUGGGCAAUGGCAGCAGAGAAGGAACCUUAAGGAGACAAGUUGCAGAUGAUCUGUCACCCCAUCACAGGGGCCUCUACAAUGGGAUGAAUGAAUCAACCUUGUCCUAUGUUAGGCAGCUGGAAGCAAGAGUAAGACAGCUGGAGGAGGAAAAUCGCAUGCUGCCCCAGGAUCCCAUUAGGAUGCCAUCAGAGGCAGAUGGGAAUGUCUGUUCUCCGAACCAUCCAGCUAGCUUCAAUGAACAGGCCUCCUUAUCUUCUCAGCAGCCUGAAGCGAUGGUUAAUGCCCUCAAGGUUGUGUGGAGGAAACUUGGAGAUGCUGCAGGCUCGUGUCCUGGAAUUAGACAGCACUUGUCUGGAAGCCAGUACAAAGGGCCAAUGUGAAUGGCUGUCAAAACAAGGAAGGAUUCCAAGUAUCAGUGGACAUUGCAGCAACCCUUUUAGUAGUAAUGGGACAAUGCCAAACACUUUCUAGGCCACCACUGGAAAAUAGAAGUCUCUUCAUAGACGUUUGUGUGAUGUAUCCAGAUCUGCAACUAAUAUACUCCAUUCUGCUUUUGCCACAAGCAUUUUCAAUACACACACACACACACACACACACACACAGAGAGAGAGAGAGAGAGAGAGAGAGAGAGAGAAAGGGAGGGAGGGAGGAAGAGAGAGAGAGAGAGAGAACAAUCAUCAAGGUUGUUCACAUUAAUCCAGAUGGAAAACUCAGAGAAAGUUCUUUCGUAAAAAGAAAAGAAAAAGAAAAAGAAAUCAAGAGAUUCCAAUGAAUUAUGCUCUUGGUCUUCACAGUUUCAAAAAAAAAAAAAGAAUUCUCUAUAUUUCAUUGUAUGAAAUAUUGACUAAUGGUGAAUAGCCAACUGGCUGAUGUUGGGAUGUUAGGAUUAUUGCUAAAUGCCCCAAACCUUCAAGUCUCAAAAGAGCCAAUAGUGUAGCAAGAGAAAAACUACAUAUAUAAGCACUAAAAUUGUGAUGCCUCAUUGCUCUAAAAA